Ilyonectria robusta is the source of this 1126-nucleotide messenger RNA. RefSeq names its product ankyrin repeat protein. Lineage: Eukaryota; Fungi; Ascomycota; Sordariomycetes; Hypocreales; Nectriaceae. The transcript is spliced from 2 exons. The record is from RefSeq and is a predicted model, not a curated record. Gene Ontology annotation, biological process: nucleoside metabolic process. Gene Ontology annotation, molecular function: catalytic activity. The coding region runs from base 142 to 1125 and encodes 327 amino acids.
CUGCGAGCCUAGCCUAAUCCUGGCCGUGCACUGCCGAGGAUCUCCCAUAAUCCGAGGAACGUCCCUCCGAAUCUUCGCCCGCCUCGAUAGUCUACGAGCGCGAUACAGAGUCCCAAGUAUCAGGAUAUUGCUGCUGUUCUCAUGAUGUCGAAGAACCUGAGUCACGAUGACUACACGGUGGGAUGGAUCUGCCCAUUGGAGGUGGAGCAGAUUGCUGCAUUGGAGAUGCUAGACGAAGAGCAUCACCGUCUGCCACAGCCUCCAACGGAUCGCAAUGUGUAUACUCUUGGAAGCAUUGCGGGUCAUAAUGUCGUCAUUGCCGGACUUCCCCAGGCGGACAACAAAGCCGCAGCUCAGGUUGUCACGCAGAUGAGGACAACCUUCCCACAUCUUAAGUUCGGCUUGUUGGUUGGUAUUGGGGGCGGCGUGCCUGUAAAAACAGACAAUGGAAUGAUCCGGCUUGGAGAUGUCGUGGUUAGCAAACCAGCAGGCGGGCAUUCCGGCGCUGUGCAAUACGAUCAGGGGAAAGCCAAAGACGGUCAGUUCGAACGUACCGGUGCUCUCGCCCCACCUCCGGACGUGCUCCUCAGUGCUGCGCAAGAUCUGGCGGCGAAGCGAGCCCGCUUGCGUACAGAUCCAGUUAAAGAGAACAUCAAGAGGAUUAACACGACCAUUCAAGGACUUCGAAGGUUCAAAUAUCCAGGCCCAGAACUGGACCAUCUAUACGAAGCAGACUACAUACAUCCCAAGCCUGGGGUCUCCUGCGAUGAGUGUGGAUGCGACCCUUCGCGCCGGAUCCAGCGAGCGGCUGAUGAGGAUGACGAACCGUCUGUGGUCAUCUAUAGAGGAAACAUUGCAUGUGGGGAACUGGUGGUCAAGAAUGCUCUGUUAAGGGACCAACUAGCCAAAGAGUACGGAUUGAUAUGUUUCGAGACAGAGGCAGCAGGUGCACUGGGUGCAUUCCCAUGCAUUGUAAUCCGUGGGAUCUCGGACUAUGCCGACUCGCAUAAGAAUGACCAAUGGCACGGAUAUGCGGCGGCGGUGGCGGCAGCAUAUGGGAGACAGCUCUUCUUCCACAUGCCAAUUGAUGAAGUGAAGCGGUGUGUACAGGUACCCGAUAGUUAAC